Molecule: messenger RNA, 1830 nt
Organism: Letharia lupina
Lineage: Eukaryota; Fungi; Ascomycota; Lecanoromycetes; Lecanorales; Parmeliaceae
Exons: 1
Coding region: 1-1830 (609 amino acids)
Biological process (GO): photoreactive repair
Molecular function (GO): damaged DNA binding; deoxyribodipyrimidine photo-lyase activity; FAD binding
Source: RefSeq, a predicted model, not a curated record
AUGUCUUCUCCCCGUAUCCUCAUAUAUCUCUUAAGGCGAGAUCUCCGCCUCGCUGAUAAUCCUGUUUUCACCGAGGUUGCCAGAACCUUUCAGCAGUCCCAGCAUCCCUACACCCAUUUCCUUCCAAUCUACGUAUUCGCGGCACAGCAGAUAGAAGUUUCCGGCUUCCUUUCUUCCGAUUCCGAAAUUUCGCCUUUUCCGGAGGCUCGAUCGAAUGCCGCCGGAUUCUGGAGAUGCGGCCACCACAGGGCCAAGUUCCUGGCGGAGAGUGUUUGGGAUCUGAAAAGAUCGUUACAUAAUACUGGCAGUGGCCUGGAGAUUCGAGUCGGAUUGGCAGGACAGGUAAUCCAGGAAUUACUCAAUGCGUUCAAGAAAGCGAGCGCAGAGGUCGUCGCGGUUUGGAUGACAGAUGAAGAAGGUGUGGAAGAAAAGAGGGAAGAGCGAGAUGUAAAGGAGGCCGCUGAGAGGGCGGGAACCGAAUUUAAGCUGUGGACAGAUGAGAAAUACUAUAUAGAUGACCGCGACAUUCCAUUUCGAAACCCUAAAGACUUGCCUGACGUCUUUACGUCCUACCGCAAAAAGGUUGAACCUCUCAGAGAGGCCCCUCGUCGGGUCCUUCGUUCCCCCUCGAAACUGCCACCUCUGCCACCUUCAAUACCCUCCCAACCCCACCCUUUUACGAUACCAACAACGGUCGAAGACACCAUCGCAAAACUUCACAAACCUUUGGAUCCAAAUCUAGGUCUCUCCAAUCCACCAACAUGGCCCACAAAGGCAACUUCCGCGCACCCUUUCCAUGGCGGGGAGACCGCUGGGCAAGAGCGCAUCCGCCAUCUCGUCACCAGCGGCAGUUUUUCCACGUACAAAGAAACCCGCAAUGGUCUACUUGGGCUAGACUUCAGCACUAAGCUUUCCUCAUGGCUUGCACUUGGCUGUAUCACAGCACGGCAGGUCCAUGAGUUCCUUCUGAAUUUCGAAGAUGGCAAGACAGAUCUUGGCAAAGGGGUGCACGGUUACGGAAAGGGCGAGAAUAAGGGCACUGCAGCAGUACGAUUUGAGCUACUAUGGAGGGACUACUUCCGGUUAACCACCCGCAAAUUUGGGCCACGACUUUUUCGUAUCGAAGGCUUCAAGAAUGACACGGCGUCCUCGUGGGGAUACCCCCAGAAGGACAAAGAAAGUCAACGAAGAGUGACUCGUUUUCUGGAGGGUACAACGGGCACAGGGCUAAUUGACGGCAGCAUGCGAGAACUAUUUCUUACCGGUUAUACUAGUAACCGACUUCGACAGAACGUCGCGUCUUUUCUAGCAAAACAUCUGGCCAUUGAUUGGAGGAUUGGCGCAGAAUGGUAUGAGAGUUGCCUAGUAGAUUACGACCUUUCCAACAACUGGUCGAAUUGGCAAUAUGUUGCGGGCGUCGGGAACGAUCCGAGGGAAGCAAGGGUGUUUAAUCCUGUCAAGCAAGCAAACGAUUACGACACCCAGGGUAAUUAUAUCAAAACUUGGGUGGUGGAACUACGCUCUUUGAAUGAGCCUCAGAUCGUCUUCCAGCCGUGGAAGAUGAACGACGAACUGAAAGCGGAACUGAAGCUGGCGGGUACCGAGUGGAUUGAGCAGCCCCUGAGAAGGAUCGAGUUCAACAUGGGAAGAAACGCUGGCAGAGGAGGUGGCCGAGAUGGAGGCAAGGGAGGGAAGGCCGGUGCCAGUCGUGGUGGUGCUGGUCGGGCUGAAGGAGGUGGGGGAUAUCAUGGGAGAGGGAGAGGCGAGAAGUCAAGGGGUCAGAGCAGGAAGGGAAAAUCAGACAGGGCAAACGAAUUUGUAGAUAAUUAA